GGCCUUUGGACUUUGCUCUGUAAUCCAGUCAGCAUUCGAAAGUGCACGUAGGAUUCGUAGUCUCCACUACAAACGGUUUCUUCAUGCCAAAUUAAACACUUGGAGGGAAGACUCACACCAUCCAGGUUGCUAGAUGCCUUGGGAGAUGACCGACUUCAUUUCACAUCCUCUAUGGAUGGUAUGCACGCUCGUAUUGGCCGCGGUGGCGCGAGCGCAGCGCAGAGGCCGGUGGGACCCGCGCGCUUGUCCCGUGCGGCUCACGGGUAAAACUGCUAUUGUCACUGGAGCCAACACAGGGAUAGGAAAGUUCAUUGCCUUGGACUUUGCUUGUCGUGGGGCAAAGGUGAUCCUGGCGUGUAGAAGUGAGGCCCGUGGGAUGGCAGCACUGAGAGAGAUUCGACAGCUCAGUGGCAAUCAGAACGUGCACCUGCGAAUCAUCGACACCUCCUCCCUCGAAUCGGUCCGCAAGUUUGCUGCUCAGAUCCUUGAGGAGGAGAAACAGCUUCAUAUACUAGUCAAUAACGCUGGGGCUUCAGGUCUACCCAAAGGAAUCACCGCUGAUGGACUGGAAGUGUCCUUCGCCACCAACCACAUCGGGCCUUUCCUGCUCACCAAUCUGCUUCUAGAUCUCUUGAAGAAAUCGGCUCCAGCUCGCAUCGUGAAUGUCUCCUCAGCUAAUCACAAGAGAGGCAAGGUGGACUUCUCGCAUUUCCAUGGCGAGAAUUUGACAUACAGGAUGGACACCGUGUACAACCACACAAAGCUCCAUAAUGUUAUCUGGACCAAUGCGCUGGCACUCAAGCUACAGGGAACAGGUGUGACGGCAAACUCGCUACACCCAGGUAUUGUUAUGACGGAAGUUAUGAGACACUAUAACUGGAUUUUUCGAUUAAUCUUCAACAUAGUGGGAAUGUUCUUCUUCAAGUCUGCUGAAGAAGGUGCAGUCAGCUCAAUAUACUGUGCAGUGGCGGAGGAGACAGAGGGGAUCUCUGGAAAAUAUUUUGAUAGUGACUGCUCUCUCGUCCUUCCGGCCCCAGAGGCUCGAGACCCAGCCAUCGGAGCGAAAGAAUUUGAGUACUGUGAGAGACUGACAGCUAAGCUCUGAACACCUGGCUAUACAUUACACCUAGUUCCAUAUCAAUAUUACACAGUAUAGUAUUAUAACUUUGUACUUUGUAAAUACACAAAAGAAAUUACCUUCCAUUUUAUAUGAAUUGUAUUUCCUUUUAAUUUCUUGUUUAACGCCAAAGACUUGUGAACUAAUUGCAAAUAAAUUACAACCAGAGUCUUAUCCUUGGAA
This is a messenger RNA of Ictalurus punctatus (channel catfish), 1300 nucleotides long. RefSeq lists its product as uncharacterized. The coding region runs from base 134 to 1105 and encodes 323 amino acids. Lineage: Eukaryota; Metazoa; Chordata; Actinopteri; Siluriformes; Ictaluridae. The transcript has 6 exons. The record is from RefSeq and is a predicted model, not a curated record.